Nannizzia gypsea CBS 118893 is the source of this 1338-nucleotide messenger RNA. Its product is annotated as SOF1. NCBI's taxonomy places the organism in Eukaryota, Fungi, Ascomycota, Eurotiomycetes, Onygenales, Arthrodermataceae. Gene Ontology annotation, cellular component: small-subunit processome; nucleolus. Gene Ontology annotation, molecular function: protein binding. The coding region runs from base 1 to 1338 and encodes 445 amino acids. The transcript is spliced from 3 exons. Gene Ontology annotation, biological process: maturation of SSU-rRNA from tricistronic rRNA transcript (SSU-rRNA, 5.8S rRNA, LSU-rRNA). The record is from RefSeq and is a predicted model, not a curated record.
AUGAAAAUUAAAGCUCUUUCUCGGUCUGCUGCCACGCAGCAGACUCCUGGCACCAAUGUGCAAAGGGUGCAGCGGAAUGUUGAUCCCUCCCAGCAUCCGUUUGAACGAGCACGCGAAUACACAAGAGCGCUUAACGCGGUAAAGAUGGAGAGAAUGUUUGCUUCUCCUUUCAUUUCGCAGCUGGGGAAUGGGCAUGUCGAUGGUGUUUAUAGCAUGGCAAAGGACCCAAUCUCCCUCGAAAGAUUCGCCAGUGGGAGUGGAGAUGGUGUUGUGAAGAUCUGGGAUUUGACCACGCGCGACGAAAUAUGGCAUGCGCAAGCGCAUGAGAAUAUUGUUAAGGGCAUGUGCUGGACCUCCGAUAGAAAACUUCUGUCGUGUGCCAGCGACAAGACUGUCAAACUUUUCGAUCCAUACAACACCCCCGCCGAAUCUGCUCCGCUUGCAACGUACCUUGGCCAAGGUGCAUUCACCAGUGUAUCACGCCACGAGACUCACCCAUCAUUUGCCGUGGCUUCAUCCGUCAUAUCGAUUUAUGAUCUUUCAAGGCCGUCAUCUACCCCUUCGGAGACUCUGAACUGGCCUACGAGUACAGAUACCAUUACGUCUCUAGCCUUCAACCGGACAGAGACCUCCAUCUUAGGUUCAACUGCUACUGACAGAUCUAUCGUGAUGUAUGACCUACGUACCUCAUCACCAAUUUCCAAAGUGAUAUUGAAUCUUGCUUCAAACGCAAUAUCCUGGAACCCGAUGGAAGCAUUCAACUUCGCUGUUGCAAACGAGGAUCAUAACAUAUACAUUUUUGAUAUGAGAAAGAUGGAUCGCGCUUUAAACGUUCUCAAAGACCAUGUCGCAGCGGUUAUGGAUGUUGAAUUCAGUCCAACGGGCGAAGAAUUGGUAUCAGCGUCCUAUGACCGUACCAUCAGGCUUUGGAACCGGGAGAGGGGACACUCAAGAGACGUAUAUCAUACAAAGCGCAUGCAGAGAGUUUUCUCAGCAAAAUUCACACCAGACAAUAACUAUGUUUUAUCUGGAUCAGAUGAUGGAAAUAUACGGCUCUGGCGGUCUAAUGCUUCCUCCAGAGGCGGUAUCAAGAGCGCUAAAGAGCGCCAAAAGCUGCAGUACGAUGAGGCCUUGAAACGCCGGUAUGCUCAUAUGCCUGAAAUUCGUCGCAUCAAACGCCAUCGACACCUGCCCAAAGCUAUAAAGAAAGCCGGCGAAAUUAAGGGCGAAGAAAUCAAGGCAUUGAAGAGACGUGAAGAAAAUGUGAGGAAGAACAACAAGGUGGUAAAGCCGCGGCGAAGUGAGAGGGAGAAGAUGGUCUUGGCGACCGAAAAAUAA